Molecule: messenger RNA, 2135 nt
Organism: Notolabrus celidotus (New Zealand spotty)
Lineage: Eukaryota; Metazoa; Chordata; Actinopteri; Labriformes; Labridae
Product: UDP-glucuronosyltransferase 2C1-like
Exons: 3
Coding region: 470-2071 (533 amino acids)
Molecular function (GO): UDP-glycosyltransferase activity
Source: RefSeq, a predicted model, not a curated record
UGUUGCAGUGAAUGAUCAGCAGCUUCUCUCCUGUUACGUUGAAUUGGCAACUCAGUUCAUCGGGUUUCCAGUCUAUUAUUCUGAAUCGUUCGUGGUUUGGGUCAAAAAUGGACUCAAGAAACUUCAAUUCGGCCUUCAGCCCCGACACCGACAUCUUCUCCUCAUCUCAAAGCAGCAGGCCGCUGGCAGAGGGGAAGUCGGGGCGGGAUGUGACCGCGCAGUGAGUCGGGUCUACGGAUCUCGCAUGUUAGCGUGAGAACAACAACAAAGGGCUGGAGGAGCUGUGCAUAGUACAGAGCAUGUUACUACAUGCGAGCCAGUCAUGCUGCUGCAGGAGGUGCUUUCGACACUCUCUCAAGGUGUGCAAAAAGCCGACCAUAUUGCAUAACUCCCUCCAUAACUGAAGUGACACUUGGAAGUUGGAUUGCCUGCCCUGCAAAAGUGGAUUUGGCCUCUGAGGGACGUCAGUAUGAAGUUACUUCAUCCGUCACUGCUCACCUUUGCUCUACUCCUGAUUCAACUAUCCAGUGCAUCAGGGGGCAAAAUUCUGGUGUUCCCAUUGGAUGGAAGCCACUGGGUAAACAUGAAAGUACUCAUAGAGGAGCUUCAUGCCAAAGGCCACGAGGUCGCCGUUAUCCGAACGUCAGAUAGCUGGUACAUCACAGAGAAGUCUCCUCUCUACACCUCCAUCACACUUCCCAGGCCUAACGGAUUUGAAGAAAACUUUGAAACCUUUUUGCAUCAACAGCUGGAGAUCCGGCUUCAGGAUAAGCGUACAUCUUUGUGGUCUCGCGUCCAGACUCGUAUUCAGAUGGAGCAACUAGUUUUGGACCAGUUCUCUCAGUUCCAUAAGGGGAUGAGUGAAAUGGUGGUUCAGAUGUUUGAGGAUGAAAACCUGAUGAAGUCUUUGCAUGAAGCCAAGUAUGACUUGGUUUUGACCGACCCAGGCAUUGGUGGAGGGGCCAUGCUGGCACGCCGGCUUCAGGUUCCUCUCGUGUUCAAUGUCAGAUGGACCAUUCAAGGUGAAGCUCAUUUCCUUAUUGCCCCCUCCCCUCUGUCAUACAUUCCUUUCACUGCCACAGAGUUCACAGAUAAGAUGACCUUCUUUCAAAGAGUGACCAAUGUUUUGAGUUAUGUCCUUGGGAUGUACACACUAUCACACAUCACAGAGCCUCAUUACAAACCUCUGGUUAAGAAGUACUUUGGUCCUGAUGUGGAUUACUCAACAUUUUUCCUUGACGCAGACAUAUGGCUUAUGAGGAAUGAUUUUGUUUUUGAAUUUCCUCGUCCAACCAUGCCAAAUAUUGUCUACAUGGGUGGAUUUCAGUGCAAGCCUCCAAAGCCACUACCUGCAGACCUGGAGGAGUUUGUCCAGAGCUCUGGAGACCAUGGGGUCAUUGUGAUGACAUUAGGAACUUUAGUUGCAAAUCUUCCUCUAGAUGUCACUGAGGAGAUUGCUGCAGCUUUUUCCCAGCUGCCUCAGAAGGUUGUAUGGAGGUAUAUGGGACAAAGACCAGCCAACCUGGGGAACAACACAUUACUGGUCAACUGGCUGCCACAGAAAGACCUCUUAGGACAUCCGAAAACUAAAGUGUUUGUGACCCAUGGUGGCACCAAUGGGGUCCAGGAGGCAAUUUACCACGGAGUGCCUGUUGUUGGACUUCCCUUAUUCUUCGAUCAGCCUGACAACCUGUCCAGAAUCCGAGCAAAGGGGGGAGCAGUGAUUGUUGAUAUUGCCGUGCUUGAUAGACACAUCUUUGCAGAAGCCUUGAUGGCAGCUCUAUACAAUUCAUCUUAUAGGGAAAACAUGCAGACUCUCUCCAGGCUGCACAAAGAUCAGCCCAUGAAACCACUGGACCGGGCAGUGUUUUGGAUAGAAUAUGUCAUAAGACAUAAAGGAGCCCGUCAUCUGCAGACACAGUCCUACAAAAUGUCAUGGUUUGUUUACAACUCUGUGGAUGUUAUCACUGCUUUAUUAGCAGUUAUUUCUCUUGUAGCAUUUAUUUGUAUUUCAAUUGUAAGCUUUCUCUGGAGAAUUAUUUUUGUUGGGAAAAAAGUAAAAAAUGAAUGAUGUGAAAAAAAUCCAAGUGAAAUAAAGGAGACAUAAAAAUGUAUGUGUGACAAUAUUGACACCA